GGAGCUUGGCGUGGCCAAUGGGGAGGACUUAAAGGAGACGCUGACAAACUGCACGGAGCCGCUCAAGGCCAUCGAGCAGUUCCAGAAAUCACGCAUCUGAUGAAGUAGGCUCUAGUUCUCAAAGGCUUCUGCCCCAACAGAAAAUGGCAUCCUGCUGCCCUCUCUCCAGUCUGCUCUGCCAUUCCUGGACCUCCACGGCACACCCCGGCUGGAGUUCCACCAGUCCGUGUUCGAUGAGCUGAGAGAGAAGUUGCUGGAGAAAGUCUCUGCUAUUGCCUCCGAAGGAAAGGCAGACGAAAGGUACAAAAAGCUGGAAGACCUUCUGGAGAAGAGCUUCCCCUUGGUCAAGAUGCCGUCUGUACAACCAGUGGUGAUGUGCGUCAUGAAACAUCUGCCCAAGGUUCCUGAAAAGAAGCUGAAGCUAGUGAUGGCUGACAAGGACCUGUACAAAGCGUGCGCUGUGGAAGUGAAACGUCAGAUCUGGCAGGAUAACCAGGCCCUGUUUGGCGACGAGGUCUCCCCGUUGCUGAAGCAAUACAUCCUGGAGAAGGAGAAUGCUUUGUUCAGCAGUGACCUCUCUGUCCUGCACAACUUCUUCAGUCCAUCCCCUAAAAUGAGACGGCAGGGAGAGGUGGUUCAGAAGCUCACACAGAUGAUCGGGAAGAACGUGAAGCUGUACGACAUGGUGCUGCAGUUCCUGAGGACCUUGUUUCUUCGCACACGGAACGUCCAUUACUGCACAUUGCGGGCAGAGCUCCUGAUGUCUUUGCACGACUUGGAUAUCAGUGAGAUCUGCACGGUGGACCCCUGCCACAAGUUUACCUGGUGCUUGGAUGCCUGCAUUCGAGAGAAGUUUGUAGAUAACAAGCGUGCUCGAGAGCUGCAGGGAUUCCUAGAUGGGGUGAAGAAAGGACAAGAGCAGGUCCUGGGGGAUUUAUCCAUGAUCCUGUGUGACCCGUUUGCCAUCAACACCUUAGCACUGAGCACCAUCCGUCACUUGCAAGAGCUGAUUGGGCAGGACUUGUUACCCAGGGAAAGCCCCGAUCUUCUGCUUCUGUUGAGAAUGUUAUCGCUGGGACAGGGAGCUUGGGACAUGAUCGACAGCCAGAUCUUCAAGGAACCUAAAAUGGAAGUCGACCUGAUCACCAAGUUCUUGCCAACUCUCAUGUCUUUUGUGGUGGACGACUACAUGUUCACUGUGGAUCAGAAGCUGCCUUCGGAAGACAAGGGCCCAGCGGCAUACCCCAGUGCCAUCCCCGAAAUGUUUCCAAAAUUCCUACAGGAUCACCGAAUCGCCUGCGAGAUCGGGCUGUACUAUGUGCUUCAUGUGACGAAGCAAAGGAACAAGAACGCUCUUCUCCGGUUGCUCCCAUCACUAGCAGAGACCUUCAACGAUCUGGCCUUCAAUGAUAUUUUCCUGCACCUGCUCACUGGUAACCUCACUCUUUUGGCUGAUGAAUUUGCCCAGGAGGAGUUCUGCACCAGUCUCUUUGACAACUUCUUCCUUGCUGCCUGCUCAAGGAAGGAGAAUGUGCACAGGCAUGUGCUGCGGCUGCUGCUUCACCUGCACCACAAAGUGGCGCCUGCCAAGUUGGAGUCCUUGCAGAAGUCACUGGAGCCCACCAAACAGAGUGGUGAAGCUGUGAAGGAGCUGUACAGCCAACUUGGUGAAAAACUGCAACUGCACAAGCCUGGCCCAGCCCAGGCAGCUGACGCCCCACCCAUGGAGUUGUCUCUACCAACAGUCCCCACCCCAGCUACUCUCUAAGCCACGCCUUCCUUGAUCCUACAAAGGGAAGAGCCAAGGUGAUGAAUGCUCAUCUGGUUUGGGAGACAGCCUGAAUCCCUCGGCCAUCACAGGAAAGGACUCUGCGCUGCCUGGCCUGCAUUUUUGUGCAUCUCCCAGGAAGAUAGCUCUGCCAUGAAGGAUGCUUUCAUGGGAAUCGUCGUGUGUCUCUUCUGCCUUAAAAGCAGACACAAUUUCCUUUUUUGUAAUUUAAUGAGUGGAAAUGAUUAGUGAAGCUUGAUUUUCUUUGGCUAGGAUUAGGAAAUAAA
Molecule: messenger RNA, 2055 nt
Organism: Eublepharis macularius
Lineage: Eukaryota; Metazoa; Chordata; Lepidosauria; Squamata; Eublepharidae
Gene: NELFB
Product: negative elongation factor complex member B
Exons: 14
Coding region: 350-1768 (472 amino acids)
Biological process (GO): negative regulation of transcription elongation by RNA polymerase II
Cellular component (GO): NELF complex; nucleus
Source: RefSeq, a predicted model, not a curated record